Molecule: messenger RNA, 1035 nt
Organism: Morus notabilis
Lineage: Eukaryota; Viridiplantae; Streptophyta; Magnoliopsida; Rosales; Moraceae
Product: reticulon-like protein B5
Exons: 5
Coding region: 111-863 (250 amino acids)
Source: RefSeq, a predicted model, not a curated record
AACCAUUCAUUUCUCUCUGCAAACCCCAUACAUUACUCAAGCUCACUCUCUCUCUCUCUCUCGUUACUUUUCCAUUUUGUUUGGGCCGUGUCAUCGUUGUGCGGAGAUCCAUGGCGGAACACGCAGGCGAGCCGGAGUCUUUGAUUGAGAAGAUCGCCGAUAAGAUCCACGGCCACGAUUCGUCGUCGUCAUCAGAUUCCGACGAUGACAAGCCGUCCAAGGUCGAAGAAGUUCAAGCCAAGAUUUUCAGGCUCUUCGGUAGAGAAAAACCAAUCCACAAGGUCUUGGGAGGCGGAAAACCUGCGGAUGUUUUCCUAUGGAGGAACAAGAAACUUUCUGCUGGCGUGCUUGGUGGGGCCACGAUAUUGUGGGUCCUCUUUGAGUUGCUUGAAUAUCAUUUAAUCACAUUGGUCUGCCAUAUACUGAUACUUUCGCUGGCUCUUCUUUUCCUGUGGUCCAAUGCCUCCACUUUGAUCAACAAGUCUCCACCGCAAAUACCGGAAGUCCGAAUUCCGGAGAAAAUUGUCCUCGAGGUUGCUUCGGUGCUGAGAGCUGAAGUAAAUUAUGCAUUGGCUGUUUUGAGAAAUAUUGCAUCGGGGAAGGAGUUGAAGAAAUUUCUUGGUAUUAUUGCUGGCUUGUGGGUUCUGUCCGUUGUUGGGAACUGGUGCAACUUCCUCACCCUGUUCUACAUAGCGUUUGUCGUGCUACACACGGUACCGGUGCUUUAUGAGAAGUAUGAAGAUCAGGUUGAUGCACUUUCUGAGAGAGCAACAAUUGAGAUCAAGAAGCAGUAUGUAGUUUUUGACUCAAAGGUAUUGAGUAAAAUUCCAAAAGGUCCGUUGAAAGAAAAGAAGAAGGAUUAGAGUAAUCAAGAUAGUGUUAACUAGGUCCAUGUUGCAAUUUGAGCGAUUAAAAGGUUUUAGUCCCCGUGGCGUAUGCCUGUUUCCUAUUAGGUUCCCUAUUUCUGCUCUUUGCUUCAGAAUUGUUUGGACGCACACAGUUUAGUUUAAUAUAUAUGGUACUUCGUUAUAGUCA